Messenger RNA from Trichomonas vaginalis G3, 342 nucleotides. RefSeq names its product peptidyl-glutamine methylation. The coding region runs from base 1 to 342 and encodes 113 amino acids. The transcript has a single exon. The record is from RefSeq and is a predicted model, not a curated record. Gene Ontology annotation, molecular function: protein heterodimerization activity. NCBI's taxonomy places the organism in Eukaryota, Parabasalia, Trichomonadida, Trichomonadidae. Gene Ontology annotation, biological process: peptidyl-glutamine methylation; rRNA (guanine-N7)-methylation; tRNA methylation.
AUGAGAUUGGCUUUACAUAACCUAUUAUUUGACGAUAAUGGAGAACCAUUUAAAAUAGUAUGCACAAAAAAGAUAAUAGUCCACAAGGAUUUUGAUUCUAACUAUUUGCACAGAUUAUUAAGAACUAUUAAUAUGGAAUCAUUCAAAAAUGGGUGCCAGGAUCUUGGCUUAGAGUUUAUAGAGUAUAUGGGAGAACAAACUUCUGAAGAAAAUCUCAAUAAAAUUCAUCAUUAUCUACUUGAAAUCGACAUUCUUAGUGGGUAUUUAGUAUCAAAAAGCGGACAAAAAUUUAAUAUUAUUGGCGGAAUUCCAGAUAUUGAUGUUCCUGUAUCAGAAAAAUAG